GCCACAACAAGAGGAAAACGGAGAGAACAUGGAAGGCUUUAACUUGUAAAUUCAUAUCCACCAAUCAUCUAUCACCUAUCACCUAUCGCCCAUCAUCAAUCCAUCAAUCAAUCAAACAGCAAUUCAUCUGCUAGGGAUUGGACCUAUUUUCGAACCUUACCAACCCCAACUCACCUCGCGAUCCUUUCCUUUACUUAAUCAAUUGACAAUUGACACACUUGACCGCUCCUCCUACGCUUGACGCACUUCCCAAGAUGGGUCUCCUAAGCGGUUCAUCCGAGGCUCCUCCAAAUCGGAACAUGUCCAUAUUUCUAGAAGCCACGCGGGAGGAGAUGCGAGAUGCCAAAGUCCCCCUACCCUACCGAGACAGCUGCGCGAACCUCCUCAUCCCUCUCAACAGAUGCCGUUUCGAUACAUACUACCUCCCGUGGAAGUGUAACGAUGAGCGACAUAGUUACGAGAAGUGCCAGUACGACGAAUUCAAGAAGCGCGUAGCGAGGAUGAACGAGCUGAGGGAGGCCAAAGGCGGGGCGCGAAGCAAUUAGAUUCCAUCUGGAUACCUACCCAGUACCUAGGGGCCUAUAUUUAUUUCCCCGGUAUUGAUACAGCCAACGCGGUAGAAAUAAAGUCGUUACACGGCCAACUAAAUAAAUAGUAGGAGGUACCUAGAAAAUAUCCUCCGAGGCUUGAAUUAUGGAUCGUGGUUAAA
Molecule: messenger RNA, 709 nt
Organism: Daldinia caldariorum
Lineage: Eukaryota; Fungi; Ascomycota; Sordariomycetes; Xylariales; Hypoxylaceae
Product: NADH-ubiquinone oxidoreductase B18 subunit-domain-containing protein
Exons: 3
Coding region: 255-545 (96 amino acids)
Cellular component (GO): mitochondrion
Source: RefSeq, a predicted model, not a curated record